AUGGCGGUCUCUCAAUUCUUGAACAAGCUCAAGGGCAACCCUGAACAGGCCGAGCACGCAGAGACAUCCACCUCUACGCCGACCUCUGGCACUGCUUCUCUGGCCGAGAAGAAUGCCCGAUAUGACGAUAGCAAGGUGCCUUACUUGACAUGGCGAUCCUGCAUCAUGGGAAUCAUCGCCUCCAUGGGUGGUUUCAUCUUUGGUUACUCGACUGGACAAAUCUCUGGCUUUUUGACCAUGUCCGACUUCCAAAUGCGCUUUGCCCAGCACAGCGACUCUGGCUACUACUUUAGCAACGUCCGCUCCGGCUUGAUCGUCGGUUUGAUGUCCAUCGGAACCAUGAUUGGUGCCCUCGCUGCCAGUCCUCUCGCAGACCGAUUCGGAAGAAAAAUGUCCAUCACAUUCUGGUGCAUCAUCCACAUGGUCGGUAUCAUUGUACAGAUAGCUACUACGACCCAUUGGUACCAAGUUGCUAUUGGCCGUCUCAUUGCUGGUCUUGGUGUUGGUGCUUUGUCUAGUCUUGUUCCCAUGUACCAGAGUGAAUCUGCUCCUCGUCAUGUCCGUGGUGCCAUGGUCAGUGCCUUCCAAUUGUUCGUCGCCUUUGGUAUCUUCAUCGCUGCCUGCAUCAAUUUUGGCACUGAGACCAUGCACUCCACCGCCGCAUGGCGCAUCACCAUGGGUAUCGGUUUCGCCUGGCCUUUGAUCCUCGGUAUUGGUAUUCUCUUCCUGCCCGAGUCUCCUCGUUAUGCCUACCGCAUGGGCCGUAUCGAAGAAGCCAAGGCUACCAUGACCAAGCUGUACGGUGUUCCCGAAAACCACCGUCUUGUUGCCGAAGAAAUUUCCGACAUGAAGGAUAAGCUUGAUGAAGAAAAGGCUGCUGGAAAGGCUGGUAUCUUUGAAAUCUUCACCGGUCCUCGUAUGCUUUACCGUACUAUUCUCGGAAUUGCCUUGCAAUCUUUGCAGCAGCUUACUGGUGCCAACUUCAUUUUCUACUACGGCAACACUAUUUUCACCUCCACCGGUCUUAAUAACAGCUAUGUUACUCAGAUGAUCAUGACUGGUGUCAACUUUGGUGUUACCAUCAUUGGUCUCUACAUUGUCGAGCACUUUGGUCGCCGCAAGUCCUUGAUUGCUGGUGGCAUCUGGAUGUUUAUUUGCUUCAUGAUCUUUGCCACCGUCGGACACUAUUCUCUCGACCAGGCCAAUCCUCCUGCCACUCCCAAGGCCGGUACUACUCUAAUCGUCUUUACCUGCUUCUUCAUUGUCGGUUUCGCUACUACCUGGGGACCGAUCGUCUGGGCUCUUGUAGGUGAACUCUACCCAGCCCGCUACCGCGCCACCUGCAUGGGAAUCGCAACCGCCUCUAACUGGACCUGGAAUUUCCUGAUUUCCUUCUUCACCCCUUUCAUCUCCAGCGCCAUCGACUUUCAAUACGGCUAUGUUUUUGCUGCCUGCUCUUUCGCCGCUGCAGUGAUUGUCUACUUUUUCGUCUGCGAGACCCAGGGCCGUACCCUUGAAGAAAUUGACACCAUGUACGUCCAGCACGUCAAGCCGUGGAAGAGCUCUAGCUGGGUUCCACCUGCCCACAUCCGCCGCGCCGAAGAAACUAACGAAACUGAACCUUCUUCCUAA
Talaromyces amestolkiae is the source of this 1632-nucleotide messenger RNA. RefSeq lists its product as uncharacterized. Gene Ontology annotation, cellular component: plasma membrane. NCBI's taxonomy places the organism in Eukaryota, Fungi, Ascomycota, Eurotiomycetes, Eurotiales, Trichocomaceae. Bases 1 to 1632 code for a protein of 543 amino acids. Gene Ontology annotation, biological process: transmembrane transport; carbohydrate transport. The transcript has 3 exons. Gene Ontology annotation, molecular function: carbohydrate:proton symporter activity. The record is from RefSeq and is a predicted model, not a curated record.